Chironomus riparius is the source of this 830-nucleotide messenger RNA. NCBI's taxonomy places the organism in Eukaryota, Metazoa, Arthropoda, Insecta, Diptera, Chironomidae. The record is from the annotation of a GenBank genome assembly.
AGUAGUUUAGCCACAAGCCAGUUGAACUCUUCAAGUCAGGAGUAUUGGACGUGUUCGAGUCUUUUUAAGCCACAUUAUUAUUGUAUAUAUUGAAAAAGAAGUAUAUUAAUUUUUGUUGAAAGUGUUACAAAUUUAUAUUAGUGUUUUCGACAUUCUUCAAACAAAAUUAAAAGUAUUAAAAAGCCAAUACUAAUAGGAAUCAAAAUGAUGAUCAAAGAACAGAAUAAAGGAAUUAAAAUACUCUCAAUUGCAACUAUCGUCUUUAUGUUUUUAACAACCAUAUAUGCCGAAGAAGCAAUUAAUGGAGAAGAGAAUAGGAAGAAUCCAAACAAUAUUCAAAUAUCCACAAGUAGUUUAUAUCAUCCGAAAAUAAAACGAGCCUGGAAUCAGCUUCAGAAUGGUGGAUGGGGAAAACGCAAUUUUGAGGAAAAUGAAGAUGAAGAAUCAAGUGAUCAAUGGAACCGAAGGCUUAUGAAAAUGUAUGCUGAACAAUUACUUGGAAACAAACAAAAUGAUGACGAUGUAGAGUACUAUGAUAAUGGAAUUGACAAGCGUGCAUGGAGUCAAUUUAAUGGUGGAUGGGGAAAAAGAGACUGGAAUCAAUUAAGAGGUAAUGCAUGGGGUAAAAGACGAGAGUGGAAUAAACUAUCAUCGGUAUGGGGUAAAAAAUAAAUGAAUUCAUCAAUCCAAUAAAUGUCUGUCCAUUGUUCAAUUGAUAAGAGUCGCAAAAUCUUCAUUGUUUGACAUGAGAAAUAAAGGUAUUUUGCAAAACGAUACUCUUCGUUUUAUCUUCGAUAUCAAAUGUGAAAAAAAAUAUACAUGAGAGAAGA